AUGCACCGCGCUCUGCGCUCCUUGCCAGCCCUCUUGGCCCGCCAUCCUCCUCCGCUAGUCAUUGAAGCUCGGGAUGCACGUCUACCGCUCAGCAGCAUCAACCCGGCUUUUGAGAACAUCAUGCGGGACACCUUUGGCGACACUCCGGGAUAUGAGUGGCAGAAGAGACGUCUCGUCGUGUACACCAAGCGGGAUCUGAUUGAUCGCCGGCUUGAGGAGCCUCUCAAGGAAGCUUUCGCCGAGGAGACGCCGCGAGGCGCAGAGCAGGACGAGGUCCUCUUCGUUGACACCAGGGCGGAUGGAGAUAUACGACAAGUGCUCAAGUGGGUUCACCGGCAGGCAGCAGAGCUAGCCAACCAUCCACCUCCCAAGGUCACAAUGACGAGGGACCUGGCCAAGACGCAGCGCACGCUGAGCGGGGCUUUCAGGCAUACACCAACGCCAGAAGUGGGGGUGAGGCUAGUCAUCCUGGGUAUGCCGAAUGUUGGGAAGAGCAGUCUGCUCAAUGCGCUUAGAAGGGUCGGCGCUGGCAAAGGCAAAGCUGCCUCGACAGCUCCACAGCCGGGCCACACCCGCAAGCUUACAGGUACUGUCCGCAUCACCAAAGAUGUUGCCAACAAGUCGAAUUACUUUCAGCUCGACAAGGGCGAAGAAGGAGACGAAGAGGGCGGUAGGACUGGAGCCAAGUAUCCACCAAUCUACGUCUACGAUACCCCAGGGGUCAUGGUCCCUUAUCUCGGCCGAGGGAGAGAGGGUGCAGAGAAGGGAGUGAAGCUUGCCGUUGCUGCCGGGAUGAAGUCUUCACUCUUCGACACACAGGGGCUGGCAGACUACCUCUUGUACAGGUUGAAUCUCAAGUACACCUGGCAGAGGGACCGCUGGCUGCGCGAACAGCGUGAUGCAGACGGCACCUCGCUUCCGCCCCAGCCCAUCUAUCUCACCCAUCUACCUAUGCCAUCUACCUCGAAUGUCUCCUUGAGUGAGGAAGACGUUCCUCGGCCUACCAAUUCGAUCCUAUCGCUGCUGCGCUGGGCCUCCAUCAAAGCUCCGGGGACCCUCCUCAAAGGAGGUGAGCGAGAUCUCGACGGCUGUGCCGAAUUUGUCCUCACACGGUGGAGGGAGGGUAAGCUAGGCGAUCGAGCAGGCGAGCUGGACCUAGGCGUCGAGGAAGCCGCCGAGGGUCUGACCCCUGGGGAGGAAGAGGAAACAAUACGCCAGCGAGUGCGAAGGGUCGUCGGCGAGUACUUUGCAGCUAGACGUAGAAGAGGUGUCGAGGAAGAGGAGAUGAUCCCGACACGGCCUCCGCCUGAAGAGGAAGAAGUGAUGGAUGCAGAGGGCGUGACGGUCGCUACGGAGGACCGGUCGGUCCGCUCAUCUUCCGAAGCCCGCAAUACCAGGACAGCCGCCAGAUCCUCCUCCGUCUCCCCUCCCUCGCGCGGCGAGGAGGUCUCCACGAAUCAAACCCGCAAGACGGCCAAGACGCAAGCCUUGAAGCAGCAACGAGAUCGACUUCGCGAAAAGGGUGUCCUCUUGGAUCGAAAAGCAUCGCUCAACUCCGUCGAAGGUCGAUUGAGGAGGGCUAGGGAGGAGCAUAAGCGCUGGUUGAUCCGAGAGGGAAAGCUCAAAGUGGGGAAGGGAGCACGGGCGGCUUUGCUCAAGAGUGCUAGGAAAAAGGGUGCUGGGAGCGAGGGUGGUGGUGGGAAGAGAAAGUGA
Microstroma glucosiphilum is the source of this 1713-nucleotide messenger RNA. RefSeq lists its product as hypothetical. Gene Ontology annotation, cellular component: mitochondrion. NCBI's taxonomy places the organism in Eukaryota, Fungi, Basidiomycota, Exobasidiomycetes, Microstromatales, Microstromataceae. The transcript has 2 exons. The coding region runs from base 1 to 1713 and encodes 570 amino acids. The record is from RefSeq and is a predicted model, not a curated record. Gene Ontology annotation, molecular function: GTPase activity; GTP binding.